Molecule: messenger RNA, 3577 nt
Organism: Antrostomus carolinensis (chuck-will's-widow)
Lineage: Eukaryota; Metazoa; Chordata; Aves; Caprimulgiformes; Caprimulgidae
Exons: 11
Biological process (GO): homophilic cell-cell adhesion
Cellular component (GO): membrane
Molecular function (GO): calcium ion binding
Source: RefSeq, a predicted model, not a curated record
GCUGAUGAUAAAGACACUGGGAAUUACAGUGCCAUGCAAUACAGACUCAUCAUUCCUCCAAUCAAGGAUGGUAAAGAAGGUUUUGUGAUUGAAGCUUACACAGGGCUAAUAAAAACUGCUAUGCUGUUCAAAAAUAUGAGAAGAUCCUAUUUCAAGUUUCAGGUCAUUGCAACUGACAAUUAUGGAAAAGGACUGAGCAGCAAAGCAGACGUACUUGUCUCUGUGGUCAAUCAGUUGGAUAUGCAAGUCAUCGUCUCUAAUGUUCCUCCCACCCUUGUGGAACAAAACAAAGAUCAACUCAUAGGGAUUUUGGAACGCUAUGUCCAAGAUCAGAUUCCUGGUGCGACAGUCGUGGUGGAAUCCAUCGGUGCGCGGAGGUUUGGAGAUGGGUACUCUGAAGAGGAUUACACCAAGUCUGACCUCAUGGUCUACGCAAUCGACCCGCAAACAAAUAGAGCUAUAAUGAGGAACGAACUUUUUAAGUUCCUGGAUGGCAAACUGCUGGAUAUCAAUAAAGAGUUUCAGCCAUACCUGGGGCAGGGGGGACGCAUCCUGGAGAUCCGCACCCCAGACGUGGUAGCGAAUGUCAAGAAGCAGGCGCAAGCUGUUGGCUACACGGAAGGCGCGUUACUUGCUCUGGCCGUCAUAAUCAUCCUUUGCUGUAUGCCAGCUAUUUUAAUAGUUAUGGUCAGCUACAGACAGCGACAGGCUGAAUGUGCAAAGACUGCAAGAAUCCAGAUGGCUUUACCAGCAGGCAAACCAGCAAGCACCGCUGCCAAUAACCUCUAUGAAGAGCUUGGUGACAGCACCAUGCGAGGAUACGCACAGCAAGAGCAACAGCAGUUGCUGAGACCUUCUCUUCUCAGACCAGAGGAGUUAAGUAUGGAGUCUGGAAUUGAUCCAGGGCAGGAAUACUAUGGGCAAGAUUACUACAGCUAUGAGCAUGGGUAUGAACUGCCUCAGUAUGGGAGCCGCCGCCGACUGCUGUCUCCUUCGGGGAUGUAUGACGAGUAUGGGGAAGUCAUGGUGGAGAAUGACGGUGGCUACUACUAUAGUCCACAUGGAUCAACAGCAGAAGAGGGGAUGAGUCAAGGCAGAGGUCCUUCAAGCAGAGGUAUAAGCCAGAGAGCAGGGGCUCAAAUAGACGGUAGACCUUUAGGUAGUGGGAUGGAUCUAAGACAUGGUUCUGGAAGAGCUUAUAGGACCAGCCAGGGAAAAAGGAAACUAAAAGCAGUGAUGCAUUUAAGUCGUGUAGCAGUCAGUGCUCACAAACCGGUAGGAAGAACUGAGUCCGCUCGUUCUCCAUGGAAGAAAGCAAAGAUAUUCCCGAUGAUUCUGCAGAAAGUGAAGGGCAGUAGGAAAGAUUCCAGUUACGCCAAGUUGAUGUCAGCUCGCCAAGCAGACAGUGAGAAAAGCAUGAUUAUCAGGGGAAGUUACUUCCAGAAAUCGACAGAUGACAGACCUUCGAUGAGAAAACUAAAUCACGUGUUAAAACGCAUUAGUGUCUCCAGAAAAUUUCAAGAGCCUAUUAGCAAAGACUCAGUGCAUGCAAGAGGAGAAAGACAGGAAGAGUAUGACCGAGAGGAAGAAAAAUCAGGAGUUUCUAUAAAUAUCACAGCAGAGAGUGAACACGAGGAUAGUGAUUAUGAGAAGAAGAAAAAGAAGAUAAGAAAGUACACCUCAGAUGAGUCAUCCGUGAAGAGCACUAGCUCUGGCUCGGAGUCAGAUGAUAAAGAUUACUUGAAAGUAACUCUGGACCAAGAUGAAGCCACUGAAAGUACUGUGGACUCAGAUGAAGAAACUGGGCACGAUUUUGGGGAUACUGAUGAUGACUCUGGAUCCAGCUCUAGUAGUGAAUCAGAGGAAGACUCAUCCGAAGAGGAUGAUGAUGAGGAAGACUCUGACAGUGAUGAAGAUGGUAGCCUGUCAAAGAGCUCAUCUACACAAAGUUCAUACAGCAGAUCAGGGACUAGUGAGUCCAGCAGUAGAAGCACUGAAAGGUCCAGUAUAAAAAGUAGGGGAGGUAGCUCUCGAUGCAGAACGAGGCGAUCCAGCCAGAAAUCAAGUAUCAGCUCUAAUGCAUCAGGUAGUGACAGGGACACGAGCUACAGGAAAACUUCAGGAUCCAGCUAUAAAAGCAAAACCUCCUCCGCCAGCCUUGAAAUAGAAGACACAAUAGAAGAGGUGUCAGAAGAAGAUGAACAAGAGGAUGUGGAGCAAGUCAGCGCCAGCCCUGAUGAGACAGCAAAUAAUAACUCAAAUAAGGCAGUUUCUGAAACAUCUGCCAAUGCAAAAACUGCUGCUAGUGAAGAAGACAAGAGAGGAAAAUCAGCUAGUAAUGGUGAGGAUAGUGAGGAUGAAAGCACAGAAGAGGCUGAUACAGAUGCUAGUGACAGAGAGGAAACUAUCAGUAAGAAUGAAUCUUCUUGCCUGGAAAGUGAAAUCAGUGUUACUUCCAAAGGUACUCAAGGAACAAAGAGCACAGCUAGUGCCACUUCUGGUAAAACUGCUACUUCCCCUGAUACUGAGAAUCAAAGUUCUGACACCAACAUGAAAAGAAAGAAAUGGGCCAGAAAGAAAAGGAUCAAGUUGGUAGUCGACCCAGAGUAUGAGACCAGCUCCACUGGAGAAGACAGCGCUCCCGAUUCCAGCCAGAGGAAUCGUCUUAAUAACACAAGCAUUCAAAACAACAUCAAUGGUAACAUCUACAUUGCACAGAAUGGCUCUGUUGUCAGAACCCGUCGCGUUUGCCUUGGUAAUAAUUUAAAAGUCACAUCUCCAGUGAGGCUGGGGAAGCAAUUCAAGAAACUGGACAAGCUUGCAGUGACACAUGAGGAGAAUGUCCCACUGAACACGUUGUCAAAGGGACCAUCUUCUAGUGAUAAAAAGAACACAAGACCUUGCAGUGUCUCAUUUGCUUCCUCUACUAUAGGGGCUGAAAAUCUAGUAACAAAGCCAGGGGGCUCUAAAAUGAAAAGCACAGAAGAGCAAGAAUCGGUUGUUGAUCAUGAGGAUGUCAAAGAGCCCUUGGAGUCACACAGUGAACACACACAGUCAGAUGAAGAGGAGCUCUGGAUGGGCCCUUGGAACAACCUUCACAUACCAAUGACAAAACUGUGAUUUAUUUUUUUUUUAAUUUUUACUUCAGUUUAUAAUAAACUGCGCUUUUUAUUGUCACUGAGGAAAAUGUAUGAAAUUUGUAUUGUGCACAUACGUUGUAUACUACAAACAACACGCUUUAAAGUUUAAAAACAAAAUUUGCACUCACAUUUGUACCAAUUAAUUGUCCUCCCCAACAACUAUUUUGGCAGGCUCCCAUUUCACUAAACAAUACUUCAUUUAAAUUAAUUAGGGUUUUUGGAUCUUGAUUUAUUGUUUAAUAAACAGAAAACUACUAAUAAUUGCACAGCAACAUUUGGUUAACUUUUCAGACAGUUCAAUACAUGCCUAGCUUGUUUUUCUGUAUGGUACUUGUGGCUAUACUGUUUAGAUUUGGAAAUUGUCUAUUUAUGUUCAAGAUUUAUAUCCAGAGCUCUUGAUUCUGAAUUCAGAAUAAUAAAUUUAAAAUAAAUCCAUG